AGUUUUUUUUUACUUUGUAUGUGAUUUUUAACGCUAAACAUCUUUAAUUUUGUAAUUAAAAUUUAUUAAAAUAAUGAAAAUUACAAAUUAAUAAAAUACUUAUUAUUACGAAUCUAACAAAACCCAGGUCAAAGAUUGGUUAAAGCAAGCAAUUAAAUCAAACCCAGAUCAGAUCAUAUAAUAUCAUAUUCAAAUCAUAUCAGAUAAGCAAAAAUAAGAUCAAUUAAACCAUCCCUAAGUAUAUGUACCUCUGUUCAAUGUUAAAAAAUAAAUAAAAAAAUAAAAAAUAAAUUACUCGAAUUAUUUCUAAUAACUUAAUUAUAAAAUAAUUAUUUUAAAAAAAAGAAGUAAUUGAUUAAAACAUAGAGAGAGAAAGUACGUUGACACUUAUAGAAAGUGGACCACUGUCCACUAACCCAUUAUAACCAUUACAAACAGUUUUCUCUCUCUCCUUUUCCCCCCUCAACCUUUAUAACCGCACAACACACGUUCUCCUCCUCCUCCUCCUCCUCCUUCUUCUUCAUGCAGUUUUACUUUCUCUCUCUUCUUUCUCUGAUUCUCUGCAAAUCUCAACCCUAACUUCAUUCUCUGACAAACAUCAACAACAACAAACUACUCAAAACUGCCAUUGCCAAAUUCAAAAAUGAAGCGAAAAAGUACUCUACAAUCUACUGAUACUGCUAUUGUUGCUGAUUCUGCUGCUGAAUUUUUGGCGAAGAAUGUUCGAUCGAAGAUUCCACGUCGUAAACGAGCUCACAUUUCUCCAGUUCUCAUCAUUUCAAAUGCUGCUGAUUCUCUUAAGCUUAAUCGCAAUUUCUCCUUUAAUUCUACUUGUGAUGAGGUUUCCUGCAAUACGACGCUUGAAUCGGUUGUUUUACCUCCAAACGGUGCGUUUCAGGCUGGAAAUGAAGUGAUUCCGAAACCGUUGAAGAAGGAAGUUGCUGAGGUUUCUGUGUCGGAGAAUUCCUGUGUUGAAUCAUGCUCUGUUGUUGCGGAGUCGAAGCGAAAUGGCGUCGCUCCGACGGAGUCCACGGCGGCGGUGGAUUCUCCGGCGAAUACGACGGUGACUGUUGAGCAGAGGAAUGUGAAGCAUUAUUCCUGUGAUUCUGGUGAUUUUCUGAUUGGAUCAAUUGGCUCUGAUUUGGCUUGCUCUGAGCAAUUUUCAUAUGAUGAUUACGAAGUUUCUUCGGCAACGAACUUCUCCGAGCUAGAAUCGGAGAUUCAUUCCGGAAAUGGCGAAUCAGAGUUUGAUAUUUUCACUGAUGAAUAUACUCCUUCAUUGUGGUUGAAUUCCGGCAGCCAAUUCUCUGAGAAAUCCGGUGAUGAUUCGUCUUCUCCUUGUUUCUCCCUCUUCAAAGAGUAUUACAAGCAAUUCUUACAAAUGAGCUCUGAUUCUCCUGAUUGCGAAGUUACUUCUCUCUUCGAUGAUCAAUAUUCUGAUGAACUUGCUUACUGGAAAUUUGAAGUUGAGGAAGAUGAAGAGAGCUACAGAAUGUUGAGAAGUAGAGAGAGAAAUCAAGCGGUGAAAGCGAAAGACUACGUUGAAGAGUAUGAUUUUGCGACUGAUUUCGGAGAAUUAAUCGUUGAGCAACGAUUAUUGAUGGUUAAUUGGAUUAUCGAGCUACCUAAAAAAAAGGAUCUCCAGAAUGAAACCUUGUUUCUUGGUGUGCGCCUCCUUGAUAGAUUUUUGAGCAAAGGUUUUUUCACAAGUAGGAAGAACCUACAACUACUUGGCAUAGCAUGCUUCACCUUAGCAAUCAGAAUUGAAGAAAAUCAGCCUUACAACAGUGUUCGGCAAAGGUCUUUCUAUGUGGGAAGCAAUGUGUACAGCAGAUAUGAAGUAGUGGCCAUGGAAUGGGUAGUGCAAGAGGUCCUUAAAUUUCACUGCUUCUCGCCAACAAUCUACAACUUCCUGUGGUUUUAUCUUAAAGCUGUGACUGCUGAUGAAGGAAUGCAAAGAAAAGCCAAGUACUUGGCAGGUCUGUCAUUGCUUGAUCAUAGUCAUCUCAGAUAUUGGCCCUCAACUGUGGCAGCAGCAGCAGUUAUCCUCGUCUCCCUGGCAGCAAAUCGAGAUGAAUUCAGCCUUAGGGUCAUGGAGGCUCAUGUUAGAACAAAAGUUGAUGAUCUACCUGAUUGCAUUAAGAGCUUGGAAUGGUUGGCUAAGUAUGCUUGGUAAAGGUUAACUUUAUUCCUGAUCAGAGUUUGUGGCCAUAAUACUUGUUAACACAGCACAUAGAAGCUAAAGAUCCAAUAUUCGUCUAGUAUAUAAGAAUUCCUACACUGUUUCUGUACCCAAUUUUUUGUGAAGUGUACAUUCACCUCAUAAGAUUGAACAGGAAAAAGUCCUUCAAAAUUCAUUCUGGGAUCGCCUGCAUAUACCCUCAGCAUCAAAGUCCAGCCUAAGAGUUCAGCUAAGGUAACUCACAUGUAUUGUUGGCGACACAAAGCUUUGUGCUCAUAACAGGAACUCGUCUACAACACUAUUCUUUAUGUUGAUAAUUUUUUGCAAAUUGUAUAGACUAUAGUGAUAAUGUGUCAUUGUAGGAAGUUAUAAUACAGCAAGCUAAGUUUGCAUAGGGUCGACGGCAUGAACGUUAUUGAUUUGGUUUGGCUUUUUUGCCAAAGGCAUGAAGCAUUGAUCAUUAGUCUUUAUAGAAUCCAUAUUUUGAACAGUUGGGUUCAAUUUGCUAUUACAUCAAUCUAAUGAGAAAAAUGG
Molecule: messenger RNA, 2716 nt
Organism: Chenopodium quinoa (quinoa)
Lineage: Eukaryota; Viridiplantae; Streptophyta; Magnoliopsida; Caryophyllales; Amaranthaceae
Product: cyclin-SDS-like
Exons: 8
Coding region: 644-2176 (510 amino acids)
Biological process (GO): regulation of cyclin-dependent protein serine/threonine kinase activity; mitotic cell cycle phase transition
Cellular component (GO): nucleus; cytoplasm; cyclin-dependent protein kinase holoenzyme complex
Molecular function (GO): cyclin-dependent protein serine/threonine kinase regulator activity
Source: RefSeq, a predicted model, not a curated record